AUCAAAAGCUUUCAAGCUUUUCUACGAGCCAAAGAGUUGGCAGCACUGCUGUAGAGAAUUCGAGCGGAGGCGAAAAACUGCGUAUGAAAUAAAAACAGUGUGGUUUCUUCGGAACGCAACAGAAAAUAAAUUCGUGUGGUCAGUGAAAACUGGGAAAAUCUGCAAUAGAUCGUGUGCGUGAGACGGGCAUUAGGCAAUCGCAGUCGGAAAACGAGCAGGGCAGACAAAAAAACAGCUGUGGCAGUGGAAAGGGGACCAGAAAAGUAUAUCCACAAAGUGCGAAAGGUCAGCAGAAGCAGACGGCAAGGAGCGUAAAAUAAAUAUUCUCUGUUCUGUCGCGCCUGUAGUGUUUGUGUGCGAGUGUAAGUGGCAGUGUGCGUGUGCGUCGUGUCGGUGUGGCUGUGUUGUGUGGUGUGUGUCUCUAGCUGUCACUUUCUGGCGCGCGCACAAGAUAUACACAAAUUGAAAACGGUGGCCACCAACACACACCCCCCCUCCGACCAGACCCCCUCAUCUCCUUCGCCUUGAUGUGCUGCGCGCCCGGUUCCGGUGCCGUUGCCGUUGCCGUUGCCAUUUGGUUCCCGUUGUCCCACCAACGCAGCGCAUUAAGUGCAUCCAGCUCCAGUGCGGCCGUGUGAGAGCGAGCGAGUGAUCCAGAAAAAGAGGGAGCAACAGAAGGAGAAGGAGCAGCAAGGGAGCUCGUUGCCGGUACCGUUGUACAGAGAACAGACCAGGCGAUCGAUCCGAUCAGCAAGCAGCAGCAGCAGCAGCAGCAGCAGCAGGAGCAGGAGCAGCAGCCACAAAUAAGAAAGAGCAGUCGGAGCAGGAAGAGGAGGUAGCAUUCCAGUUCCAGGAGCCCGCCAGGAACCGAGCCGAGCCCGCCCCGCCCCCGCCGACGACAUCCUGAGAUGUUGCCAUUCACCCCGCAGGUGGUCAAGCGUUUGUUAGCACUCAAAAAGGGCAGCGAGGACAACAGCGUCGAGGGUAAGUGGUCAGAGAAGGCCGUCAAGAAUCUGGUGAAGAAGAUCAAGAAGAACUCGCAGUUGGAGGAGCUAGAGCGGGCCAUCUCCACACAGAACUGCCAGACGCGGUGCGUGACGGUGCCGCGCAGCAAGCCAGCUCCCGCCGGCGAGCAUCUGCGCAAGGGUCUGCCGCACGUCAUCUAUUGCCGCUUGUGGCGCUGGCCGGAUCUGCAGUCGCAGAAUGAACUAAAGCCGCUGGAUCACUGCGAGUACGCGUUCCAUUUGCGCAAGGAGGAGAUCUGCAUUAAUCCGUACCACUACAAGAAGAUCGAGCUGUCCAUUCUGGUGCCCAAGUCGCUGCCCACGCCGCCCGACUCCAUUGUGGACUAUCCCCUGGACAACCAUACGCACCAGAUACCUAACAACACCGACUACAAUGCUGCGAUAAUCCGCAGCGCAUCGCUUAGUCCGCCGCAGUACAUGGAAUUGGGCGGCAGCGGCCAAGGUCCCGUCUCCGUCUCAUCUGCCGGCUCAACGCCUGCCUCCGGCUCCGCCAGCGGUAGCGGUGCCUGCGGUGCCUCCUCCUCGUCGUCAUCGUCAACCGCCUCCUAUCAUCAGCAGCAGCAGCAGCUGUCCUUCGGCCAGAACAUGGAUUCGCAAUCGAGCGUGCUUAGUGUGGGUAGCAGCAUUCCCAACACGGGCACCCCGCCGCCCGGCUACAUGAGCGAGGAUGGCGACCCCAUUGAUCCCAACGACAACAUGAAUAUGUCGCGUCUAACGCCGCCCGCCGAUGCAGCGCCAGUGAUGUACCACGAGCCGGCCUUCUGGUGCUCCAUCUCCUACUACGAGCUGAAUACGCGUGUUGGCGAGACCUUCCAUGCCUCGCAGCCCUCGAUCACGGUGGACGGUUUCACCGACCCUUCCAAUUCGGAGCGCUUUUGCCUGGGCCUGCUCUCCAAUGUGAACCGCAACGAGGUGGUCGAGCAGACGCGCCGACACAUCGGCAAGGGCGUCCGGCUCUACUACAUUGGCGGCGAGGUCUUUGCCGAAUGCCUCAGCGACUCGUCCAUAUUCGUUCAGAGCCCCAAUUGCAAUCAGCGUUACGGCUGGCAUCCGGCCACCGUCUGCAAGAUCCCGCCCGGAUGCAAUCUGAAGAUCUUCAAUAACCAGGAGUUUGCCGCCCUGCUGUCGCAGUCGGUGUCGCAGGGCUUCGAGGCCGUCUACCAGCUGACACGCAUGUGCACCAUCCGGAUGUCGUUCGUCAAGGGCUGGGGCGCCGAGUAUCGUCGCCAGACGGUCACUUCAACGCCGUGUUGGAUCGAACUGCAUCUCAACGGACCGCUUCAGUGGCUGGACCGCGUCCUCACGCAGAUGGGAUCACCGCGGCUGCCGUGCAGUUCGAUGUCGUAAGGCGUUCGCGGCCGUUUUAAAUGUUCGAGGAGAAAUGAGCGCGUAAGCUGACAAAAAAAAGAAUCCCUAAAAACAAAACCGUGGUUGAGCUAGUAGCAAGUAACACUGAAGAAAGGAAUAUUCUAUGGGCCAGGUCUGAAUCGUUCUUUUCUAGUAGUAUUAGCGGAAACUAAGUUGAAUGUAUGUAUGUUUUAAAGAUAACAUUCUUGAAUGUUUUUCACCUUUUUAACCAAAUCCGAGUUAAAUUAAGUUUAUGUUUCUGUGUUUUUUCCUUUUUUUCUGCUAGGAUUUAAAAUGUUAUUAAUUCCGCCAUUAAUGCAAACAAAGUAAAGUUCAGAAUCGGUUGGCGCUCUAUUAUAAUUAUAAAUGCUUUAAAAAGCACACAAAUUAUAUAUAAUAUCUUGUUGGAUUCACACUCUAGUUCUAAGUAAAUUACACUUAAAACGCCAAAAAAAACAACCGAAGGAAAUUUGUGAAAAUGUAAAAAUUUUCCCAUUCUUUCUUUGAAAUUUUGUAGAAUUUCCCCUUCAGCGUUACUUGAGCAGGGCUUUAACCGAAAAUUAUGAAAAUGAGAAUGAAAAACCAAGAAAAACUCUGAGAGCACAUAUGAAAUAAGUUCAGGCAAAUUAUAUACGAGUACGUAAUUGAAACAAACAAAAGAAAAACACAAGAUUCAGAUACAGAUAUAUAUAUCUAUAUACAAAGAGCACACACAAACUUACAUGUGGAAUAUAUACAAGCAUAUAUGAUAUGAAAUAUGAGAGAAAGAGAGAGAGAGCAUGUAUUUGGCGUUACAACUUUAGGACUAUAUAUUGCGUAAAUAAUGGAGCAGCUCCAGAACCAGAACCUUUUUUUUUGGAAACAUUUUACACAGAAAUUGAAAAAUAUAAGGAAAUAACCGAGACAGACAGAGACGCCCGGUAAAUCUGUGUGGAGUUGUGGUUACUGUUGGUUAGCGCUGGAAGCGACAGAAAUUCUUUGAGAAAGAAGCAAAACAAGGAACAAAUAAUGGUGAUUUUGGAACAGGAACGCUGAGGACGAUGAGUGGAAAACAGAAACUGGGAUUUAUCAAGCUUGAAGCUUACACACACAGAGCCAACACAGACACAGACCAUAUUCGAUAUACCAUAUACCAUAUACCAUAUAUACCAUACAUUGCAAAUGUACAUAAGACCAAAUGAAAAGGAUGAAGUGAAACACGCAAGGACCUCCACUGGAUCAGACAGACGAUGGUUGUUGAACGCCUCUUGGAACGGAGUUAGAGUCGUAGUCGGACGGAGUCUAGCAGCUUGAGCCGCUCUCGUUAGUUUGUAGUCGUAUAUAUGUAUCCGUUAAAGGUACAUAUCGAGGCCUUUCGGGAAGAGUAUCCUUGUGACUUGUGCCAUGGGAUACCUUUGCGGAAAUGCGCCGAUAUGUGUAUACAUGUAAAAAGCACUUGUCCGGCAUAAUUUCGAGUACAUCAACCAAUCGCAAACCAAGUCCCAUUUUCAGAAAUGCAUUUAUUGUAAAAGAUUCGAUUCGAUUCGAUUCGAAUUAUAAGCUCAAGUGUCAAUUACGGCGUUUGUAUCUGAAUACCGAAUGCAAUAUGGUUUGCCGGUUGAAUGAUCGGUUUUAGCUUGGCAAAUGCUCGUUUUUCUUGGGUCUAGAUCUUAAGUCAUCAAUAUACAUACAUAUAUAUAUACAUAUAUAUAUGUAACGAAAUUUCGCUAGCUUCUUAUCCUGAGCCCAACAAUCUCGAUUUAAGUUCUUUUAUUCUUUUGUUAUUUUUUACUUCAAGCUGUUUUUAAACUUUCUUUUUGGUUCUGUCGGUUUAAACCAAAAACAUAACAUAACUUUACCGCUCAACAACCAGUGUGGGAUAGCGCCAUUGAAAGGCGUAUUUUAAAUUUAAGUUUUACCCAUUUUUUUGUUCUAUAUUUUUAAAUACCUAUUUUUUCUCAAGUGACGAAGUGAGGAAGACGACACUUGAUCCUGAUUGGCAGUCAAUCGAAUAAAAGAUUGCGUUAAUUUGA
Messenger RNA from Drosophila serrata, 4384 nucleotides. RefSeq names its product Smad on X protein (gene Smox). The record is from RefSeq and is a predicted model, not a curated record. Lineage: Eukaryota; Metazoa; Arthropoda; Insecta; Diptera; Drosophilidae. Gene Ontology annotation, biological process: SMAD protein signal transduction; activin receptor signaling pathway; cell differentiation. Gene Ontology annotation, molecular function: RNA polymerase II cis-regulatory region sequence-specific DNA binding; I-SMAD binding; DNA-binding transcription factor activity, RNA polymerase II-specific. Gene Ontology annotation, cellular component: heteromeric SMAD protein complex.